AAAGACUAAAUGGCUUCAAGAUUAGAGGAAGAUUUCUGCUGUUCUGUCUGUCAGGACAUCUUUAAAGAUCCUGUCAUACUGUCAUGUAGCCACAGCUUCUGUAAAGACUGUCUGCAGAGCUGGUGGAAAGAGAAACAAACACGGGAGUGUCCAGUUUGUAAAAGAAGACAUUCAAAGGAAAAACUACCUCCUAACUUUGCUUUACAGAACCUUUGUGAGAGUUUCUUACAGGAGAGAGAUCAGAGAGCUUCAGAGGCUCUCUGCAGUCUGCACUCUGAGAAACUCAAACUCUUCUGUCUGAACCAUCAGCAGCCGGUGUGUGUCGUCUGCAGAGAUUCAGAUAAACACACCAACCACAGAUUCAAACCCAUCGAUGAAGCUGCUCCACAACACAGGAAGGAACUUCAGGAAACUCUGGAGCCCUUAAAGAAGAAGUUAAAGGAUUUUGAACAGGUUAAAGUGAAGUAUGAUCAAACAGCAGAACACAUUCAGGUCCAGGCCCGACGCACAGAGAGGCAGAUUAAGGAGCAGUUUAAGAAGCUUCACCAGUUUCUAGAGGAGGAAGAGGAGGCCAGGAUGGCUGCACUGAGGGAGGAAGAGGAGCAGAAGAGUCAGAUGAUGAAGGAGAAGAUGGAGGCUCUGAGCAGAGAGAUAGCAGCUCUUUCAGACACAGUCAGAGCCACAGAGGACGAGCUGAGAGCUGAAGACGUCUCAUUCCUGCUCAACUACAAGGCUGCAGUGGACAGAGUCCAGCAGCGCCCCCUGCUGGAUGAUCCACAGCUGCCCUCAGGAGCUCUGAUAGACGAGGCCAAACACCUGGGCAACCUGACCUUCAAUAUCUGGAACAAGAUGAGGAACGUGGUCUCCUACACUCCUGUGAUUCUGGACCCAAACACUGCUGGUACAAGACUCAUCCUGUCUGAAGAUCUGACCAGUGUGACACUGGGUGAGGAGAAACAGCAGCUUCCUGAUAAUCCAGAGAGGUUUGAUGGUUACUACUGGUCUGUCCUGAGCUCCAAGGGCUUUAACUCAGGGACUCACAGCUGGGAUGUCGAAGUUGGAGACAGUAAACGUUGGUCACUGGGUGUGUCAGCGGAGUCUGUCCAGAGGAAGGGACCCAUACAGUCUGGAUUAUGGACAGUAUGUCUCAGUUAUGGUGAAUACUCAGCUCUCUCCCCAUCAGAUCCACCCACUGGUCUCAGUGUGCAGAAGAAGCUCCAGAGGAUCAGAGUGAUUUUGGACCGGGACAGAGGAAUGCUCUCGUUCUUUGAUCCUGAUACUAACACACACAUACACACCUUCACACACACUUUCACUGAGAGACUGUUUCCAUACAUUAACACUAUGGAUAAAGUGAAGAUUUUACCCGUGAAGGUCUUUGUGACUGUAGAACUACAUAAAUGACUAUGAGGAACAUCAAUCAGUUCAUGCUUUCAAGUCACACUGGCUUUUCUUCUCUGAGACUUUGAAGAACAUGUGACUUUGUUGUCCUGAUGUUGGCUGUCAUGGUGGAGAGGAUGACCUCUACAUUGUAAAAACAACUAAGAAAACGUUUGCGAUUAAAAAAAGAAAAAACAACUUUUUAUUUGAUGUGAUGAAACAGGCAUGCAGGACAUUUACUGUGUCAAUAGUUUUACUGGUAACAAUUAAUAGUUUUAAUCCAGAAAAAAGCGGAUGUAUUAAUUUCCAAAAAGGUGCAUGAGUCGCUUGCUUUGCCAUUUUGACCGCAAUUAAGUACAGCAUUAAUUUAAUUAGUGGAGAUAUUUUGCUUGUAGAAACAUUCUCAGUGUUGUAAGUUCGUAACUUCAUGCAAAACUCACACAGUUAAUGUAGGUGAAGCAUUUUUGUUCCCUUGUUACUAUAAAAUGA
This is a messenger RNA of Epinephelus lanceolatus (giant grouper), 1869 nucleotides long. RefSeq names its product nuclear factor 7, brain-like. Gene Ontology annotation, molecular function: zinc ion binding; ubiquitin-protein transferase activity; protein binding. NCBI's taxonomy places the organism in Eukaryota, Metazoa, Chordata, Actinopteri, Perciformes, Serranidae. Gene Ontology annotation, biological process: protein ubiquitination. The record is from RefSeq and is a predicted model, not a curated record.